AUGCACAGGGAAUGUAUAUUCUAAUAAAAGUUAUAGACUCUCUUGAAAGAUAGCACGUGUUCGAUAACAUUACUGAUGAUGUUUAUAAAUAAAAUGUUAUUAAAAAUUUAUAAAAAGUUGAUGCUUUUAAAAAGCAAAUACCAAACUUUAACAUAGAUUAGUUUUGUUAAGAAUAUGGACUCCAAGAAUGCACUUGGGCAAUAGAAAGAAUCAAAAGUGGAUAUGAUAAUAAGGAUUAAAUGGACGAUGCCAAAUAUUUCUUGUUUUUAAAUAAUAAGUUCUUAGAAAUCAAAGAUUAUUUAUAUUUCAAUAAGCAAUUGUGUGAAGUUAAUUAAAUAAGACUCAAACUUGACGAUUUGUUCCAUAUCAUAUUAAAGAGAAAAGAAAAGUUUACUGCUGAUUUUAUGUAUGUUUGCUAACAGCUUCAAGACUACUAUAAAAAUGUAUUGCAAAUAAAGCAAGGAUAAGAAGUUCUAUCAGAGUAGGAGUAUUUAACUGUUGAUGAGUUAAUAGCCACUAAUUAUUAGAAAUUUUAAUAGUAUUUUUAAUGAGAAGUAAUAUUUAAAAUUUCCUCUGUCAAUAAUCAUUAUUUGUAAAUGUGUACAAAGAAAAAUAGUUUUAAUAUAAUUAACAAAAAUAUUGCAUUUUAAUUAAUAUUUUUUGCUUAUUUAUUUUAACACUUCGUAAUAAAAUUUGUAUGUUUUACUUACUUGA
Messenger RNA from Tetrahymena thermophila SB210, 714 nucleotides. RefSeq lists its product as hypothetical. The transcript is spliced from 5 exons. The record is from RefSeq and is a predicted model, not a curated record. Lineage: Eukaryota; Ciliophora; Oligohymenophorea; Hymenostomatida; Tetrahymenidae.